AUGGGUCAGUCGUUGUCCAGUCUACGUCGACGCCGCAGCGCUCACACUCUCCGGGGCCUUGCCGCUCGUCCAACCCAGAGCAGUCCCCCAGAUCUCUCCCGCGAGACCCUCAUGAAUGCGCUACAAAAUGUUGCAGCAUACAUUGCCUCCAAGAAUCAAUGUAUUACUCUCAUUGUCGUUGGUGGCACCAUCAAUACAAUAUUACUCCGGAGUCGCCCCAAUACCCACGAUGUGGACUUUUUCAACGACAAUCUUACACCUGCUGAGGUCAAGUGCCUCUCGAAGGCAACAAAGUCAGCAUUCAAAAGAAACCGCACGCUGGGGCAAGAAUGGCUCAACAAUCAUAUCGUUCUAUUCAUUCCUCUCCAUAUACGGCGCAUUCUCCUUAUGGAGGCUCUUGACCAGCAUGCAAUUGUUUUUCAAGCUCCGGGGCUCACUAUUUUUGCCGCCCCUUGGACAUAUCUAUUUUGUACCAAGAUGCAUCGCCUAUCUGGUAGUGGAAUAAGCACUGUACAACCUUAUGAUCAAGAUGACGCGGUUCACUACUUGGAGAAAUACCUUUCCCAGCACUCUACCGCAAGUGUGACCCAGGUCAUUGUGCGAUCAUGGUUUGCUCAGUAUCUACUUCAGUGGACAACAGAAACAGCAAUGUUACUCCCGGCAGUUAACUCAACAUACAAAAUUAUAUUCAAUGUCCAGCAUGAUCCAAUCAACCUCAAUAACUGA
This is a messenger RNA of Penicillium cinerascens, 726 nucleotides long. RefSeq lists its product as uncharacterized. Lineage: Eukaryota; Fungi; Ascomycota; Eurotiomycetes; Eurotiales; Aspergillaceae. The record is from RefSeq and is a predicted model, not a curated record. The transcript has a single exon. Bases 1 to 726 code for a protein of 241 amino acids.